AUGGGCGACAUGGACCUGACAGAGGACCAGAUCGCCUGGAGGCAGGAGGCCUUCUCGCUGUUCGACGUCGACCGGGACGGCCACAUCACGCCCCCCGAGCUGGGCUUCCUCAUGCGCUCACCCGGUGGGAACCCCAUGCAGGUGCACCUCUGGGAUUUCGCCGCGCAGGAGAAGCUCACGGCGCCCUUCGACUCUCCGCGCUUCCUCAGGCUCACGCGCGCCCACCUCAAGCCCUAG
Molecule: messenger RNA, 237 nt
Organism: Miscanthus lutarioriparius
Lineage: Eukaryota; Viridiplantae; Streptophyta; Magnoliopsida; Poales; Poaceae
Source: the annotation of a GenBank genome assembly